Messenger RNA from Trichomonas vaginalis G3, 1569 nucleotides. Its product is annotated as dolichyl-phosphate-mannose-protein mannosyltransferase protein. The record is from RefSeq and is a predicted model, not a curated record. Gene Ontology annotation, biological process: protein O-linked glycosylation via mannose. Lineage: Eukaryota; Parabasalia; Trichomonadida; Trichomonadidae. Gene Ontology annotation, cellular component: membrane. Gene Ontology annotation, molecular function: RNA binding; dolichyl-phosphate-mannose-protein mannosyltransferase activity. The transcript has a single exon. Bases 1 to 1569 code for a protein of 522 amino acids.
AUGUCUAGAACGAUUGAAAUCUUUGGUGUACCAAAAACUAUGAGUGAAGAUAAAGUUCUAGCUAAGUUCUCUCGUUUUGGAGAGAUAAAACGUAUCACUACUAUUUCACAUUCAAAAGGUCACUAUUCAAUCGAAUUUGAAAAUUCAAAUCAAGCAAAAGAUGCUUGCGAGUACGAUUGCAUCCAAAUGGAUGUAUUGACCAUUAGAGUUUAUCUUAAAGUUCAUGAUAAAUUGAAGACAAUCAGCAAUUAUAGCUGGUCAUUAUUUUCCCUAAAACAGAUAUUAAUCAUAUUAUUAGUAGCAAUUAUAUCUUUCCUUACGCACAUUCCAAAUUUAGAAUUUCCUAACGAAGUUUGCUUUGAUGAAGUUCAUUUUGGAGGAUUUAUUACAGAUUAUAUUAAUAAAGUUAGGUUUUUUGAUAUACAUCCACCGCUUACCAAGCUUUUAUAUGCAAAAUACGCCAAAAUGGUCGGAUACAACGGAGAUUUCAACUUUUCUGCUGUUAAUGACGGUGAUCCAGCAACAUACACAUCAGAUUUUUACGUUAAACUCAGAUACUUACCAGCUACAUGCGGAAUGUUAGUUGCUCCUAUCCUUACUGCUUCAUGUAUUUUAAGAUUCCAAAAUUUACCAGUUUCUUUCAUGGUUGGUGUUUUGUUUGCUCUUGAUUUCACAUCGAUUACUCAGAGUAGGUUCAUAUUAACAGAUGCAAUUGUUUAUUUCUUUGUUUCAAUGACAAUUUUCUUUUCAUGUUUAUUAUAUCAUCGUGAAUCAUGGACAGUUAUAUUCUUCCAGAUCCUUUUCGGAUCUGCAGCAUUUUGUUCUAAGUUUGCUGCAGGAAGCUGCUUGAUUUUAGUUGGAUUUUCAAAUUUCAAUCUUUGUAUUCGAAGAAAGUUUGGAUUUGUUGCAUUAGUUAUUCGUGGAAUCUUUUGUGUAUCAGUAUUAAUUGCAAUGCUCUUCGGAACAAUCUAUUUACACCUUAAAUUAACUCCAAUUGUUGGAUUUGGUGAUCAAUAUGCUGCUCCAGAUUUCAGAAGCUUACCAAUGCUCAAACAAAUUAUAGAGAUGCUUAGACUGAUGUAUGUUUAUAACAGAGACCUUGAAUUUACUCAUCCAUAUUCAUCAAAGUGGUAUGAGUGGCCAAUAUUCGCAGCAACGCCAACUCUGAUAUAUAGUAAUUCCAUGUUUACCAGAAUUAUCUGUAUUUUCAACAAUCCCGUCUCUGCAUUUGUAUCUUGCGUUGGAGGAAUCCUCGCAGUCUUUGUUUGGAAGUACGAAUGGACACUUUCAUAUUUAUUCUCUUAUUUGCCGUUUAUUCUCGUCACAAGAGUAACUUGGACAUAUCAUUACGAAGUUGCUUUGAUGUUCGGAAUCUGUUGCUACGCGUUUGUGUUAGGAAAACUUAGUAAGCCAAUGAUGUAUUGUUUGACUUGUUUAACAAUUGUUUUGGCAAUUGCUGCAUUUGCUUACUACAUGCCAUGGUUGUAUGGGCUGCAACUUUCAUUAAAGCAAAUUGCACAAAGAACGAUUUGGACUAGAACAAGAAAACUUUGGGGAUUUGAAAAAUAA